UGAUUGCAUUUAAAAAGUUUAAAACUUCUCAACGAUUAUGUAAUUUAUGAACGAAAUAGUCGUCGACUUAUUGUUUAUAAACACGAGUUGUGAAGACUUGCCAUCAAUUUGAUUGAUCCGUCAAUUGAUCCGUCAAUUCGUUGGAUUUGUGACCAAAUGGGCGAAGAGAUGGACCAAAAGAGAGGCGUUUUGAUGGUGUGUUUGGGAAACAUCUGUCGGUCGCCCAUCGCAGAGGCCGUCUUCAACCACGUGAUCGCACAAAGAGGUCUUCAAAGCCAAUGGUUCACUGAUAGCGCCGCCACAGCUGGUUACCACACAGGCUCACGACCCGACUCACGAGCCCUCAAAGUGUUGAAAGGACACGGAAUCGACACCAAUCAUAGGGCCCGACAGUUGCGCGAAGAGGACUUCCAUCGCUUUGACUACAUCUUCGGUAUGGAUGACAACAACAUUGAAGACAUCAAUGAUAUGAAGCCUAGAGGAAGCAAAGCUGUGGUCGAGUUGUUGGGCAAAUACGACCCCCAGAAGCACACCAUCAUUGAAGACCCUUAUUAUCAGAGGGGAGACCAGGGCUUUGAGACCAACUAUGAACAGUGUUUACGC
Messenger RNA from Oppiella nova, 603 nucleotides. Lineage: Eukaryota; Metazoa; Arthropoda; Arachnida; Sarcoptiformes; Oppiidae. The record is from the annotation of a GenBank genome assembly.